This is a messenger RNA of Beauveria bassiana ARSEF 2860, 645 nucleotides long. Its product is annotated as ankyrin repeat-containing protein. The transcript has a single exon. Bases 1 to 645 code for a protein of 214 amino acids. Lineage: Eukaryota; Fungi; Ascomycota; Sordariomycetes; Hypocreales; Cordycipitaceae. Gene Ontology annotation, molecular function: protein binding. The record is from RefSeq and is a predicted model, not a curated record.
AUGGCGCUCCUUCUCGAGCAGCGAGGAGACGAGAUCACAAUCACAGAGGAAGUGGUGAAGGCUGCCGCAGGCAAUGAAGGGAAUGGCCAACAAAUAGUGCAACUUCUCUUUGAUCAGCGUAGAGAAGAGGCUGCCGCCUCAGUCACGGGUAUGACGCUGCUCACAGCUGCAACAUGUGGCCAGGAUGGGGUUCUGGACCUUAUCUCCCGACAGGAUGGUCUCAUCUCAGCCAACGACGAACACCGUCGCGUUGCAAAUUUCUAUAAUGCGGCAAAGGCUGGAAACGUUUGUUGGGUUGAACAGCUUAUACAGGAGGGCGUGAAACCCGAUUCAAAGAAUCCCAAGGGCUUAACGCCUUUAUGGAUCGCAGCAAGGGAGGGACACGAUGCGGUCGUUCGAAUUCUAGCGCAAAGGCUAGACGUGGACGUCAACUCAUUAUCGAUUGCCGGGAGAUCACCGUUGUUUUGGCCAUCAAAUUAUGGUUAUGAGAAGGUUGUAGCUAUUCUGCUGGAGGCCAAAGCGGACCCGGGCCUUGUGGACGAAAACGGAGACACAGCCGUCAGCGUGGCACGAAAUAAUGGACAUAAGAGUAUUGCCAAGGCGUUUGAGAAAUUCCAGCAUCUUACAAAAGAUGAGAACAGUUAG